This is a messenger RNA of Prosopis cineraria, 975 nucleotides long. RefSeq names its product pathogenesis-related thaumatin-like protein 3.5. The record is from RefSeq and is a predicted model, not a curated record. Bases 24 to 755 code for a protein of 243 amino acids. NCBI's taxonomy places the organism in Eukaryota, Viridiplantae, Streptophyta, Magnoliopsida, Fabales, Fabaceae. Gene Ontology annotation, cellular component: extracellular region. The transcript has 2 exons. Gene Ontology annotation, biological process: defense response.
AUAAUAUUUAAACAUUAAUUGCGAUGCGAUUCUCUGAUCCACGCGUAUACAGAGAAUAUCAUGAAUCGUUAUGGUUUCAAUACAGGUUCAACCACGGUAUUCACCCUGAAAAUCGUUGCAGCUAUACAGUAUGGCCUGCUACACUUUCGGGGAAUGGAGCUGCUACUCUGGGCGACGGUGGAUUCACCUUGGCACCGGGAUCCUCUCGUCAACUCGCCGCCCCUUCUGGCUGGUCCGGACGCUUCUGGGCCAGAACCUCCUGCAACUUUGAGUCCUCCGGCAACGGUCACUGCUCCACCGGCGACUGCGGCGCACUCCGAUGCUCCUCUGGCGGCGCUCCUCCCGCUACGCUCGCUGAGUUCACCCUCGGAACGCCUGGUAAUCCUAAGGAUUUCUACGACGUGAGCCUGGUCGAUGGUUACAAUGUGGGGAUGGGUGUGAAGGCAACCGGGGGAACCGGUGACUGCCAGUACGCGGGGUGUGUUGCAGAUUUAAAUGCCAACUGCCCCAGUGAGUUACAGGUCAGGAAUGGGCCUUCCGUGGUGGCGUGCAAGAGCGCAUGCGCGGCCUUUAACACCCCGGAGUUCUGCUGCACCGGUGAUCACUCCACGCCGGCGACAUGUGGACCGACGCAGUACUCGGAGAUGUUCAAACGCGCGUGCCCAACCGCUUACAGUUACGCAUACGACGACGCUUCCAGUACUUGCACGUGUUCCGGCUCCAAUUACCUCAUCACAUUUUGCCCCUCGCAGUAACCGUCUUGCUAGUGAGCAUUGCAUUCUGUUAUUGAAUGAUCAUAUUAAUGAUGCAAUUCAACAAUUGUAUUACAUAAGGAAAGAACGUUAGGUAUAGCCGUAUAGGAGGGUGAUGAUUAAUUAUAUUUAUGAUCUGGGGUCAUGCCAUAUAUAUAUAUAUGGGUUACUUGAUGGGGGCGUUGGGAUUCUGCGCAAAUUUAUGUCUUUUUUCUUAUUAUUA